Dermacentor andersoni is the source of this 588-nucleotide messenger RNA. RefSeq lists its product as uncharacterized. The record is from RefSeq and is a predicted model, not a curated record. NCBI's taxonomy places the organism in Eukaryota, Metazoa, Arthropoda, Arachnida, Ixodida, Ixodidae.
ACCCCGCCUAGCGGAAAAGAUGGGCCAGCAGGCUCCGGACCAGAACACUGACCUCGGUGCCGACACGACGGAGAGGAGGGACGUCGUCUGGUGGCGAGCACUCGGCAGCAGGCGUCGUCUCGACGACGCAGCUCGCGACGGAGAGGCCGCGCCGACGGUCGGGGCUACGGCCGCGCUGCCCGGGCCUUACUCGCUGUACGAGGACGGAGACGCGGUAGCCCCGAUGACCGACUUCGCCAGCACCGAGGUCGCCGUGGCCACCACCGUCACCACGACCGCGAGCACGGCAGAGGCUGCCACAACCAUCACUGCCUAUGAUCGCACAACUGACGUCGAGGGUGGAACGGUUCUGAUUGAGCGGCGAAAGACCUGACGCGGGUGCAGUUGCUGGUGCUACGCACCCACCUGUCCGGGCGCGAUGACACCAGCCCCGAGUGCACCAUUACGGGAUCCAGCACAUGGGGAGAGCCGCUGGCCCGAUACCACCCGAAUAUCGUGAGCGCCAUGUGACCCAUAAUAUCGGCGGCUGCCGACAAAGUCAGCGCGCCGAGCGUGAUGCUCUACUUUGGAAAUAUUACCAUACUGAUA